UUGAUUCCUUGCUAUUGUUUGGGUCUCGUGCGUGGCAAGUCCAAUCCUUAUCCUUCCCCUUCAUUUCUGGGUUUUUAUUAUUUGAUUGAUUUUUAUACUUUUUUUUUGUUCUCUGGUUGAGUCCCGUUUAUUUUAAUGCGUGCAUUGUCAACUGAGACAUUUGCACGACCGAGUCUCGAUGCUGAACAUUCAUCUCGAAAAGUAUUUGAAUUACAACGUGAACGAACCGAAGUAAAAUUUGAAAUUUGGUCACGAUCGCGUAAUUCGGUACUGCUUGUUCUCACGGCCAUCUUUGAAGCACUCGUCGUCAUUGCUUUGGAAGCUGUCAUUUUCGAGAAGUUCAAACCGUUUUCAAAGAAAGAGUUGGGAACGGGGAUCCCCGUGUACUUGAUCAUCUUUAUUUUGUCACAAGUGUUUCAGGUCGCGUUGGCAUGGGAUGCAGUCCGUGCGCAGAAUACGAUUCAGGUGAUCGCACUGCUUCUCUUCAACCUUUGUUGCUUUGGCUACGCUGUCUUUCAAUUUAAACAAAUUUUCAAAGCGCUUGAUGCUUACACGGAGAUCUCCGCUCAAGUCCUGCGACAGCUUAUUGAACACUUGUUGAUCGUAAAUGCAGUCAUCACAGGGGUUUGUCAGUUGAUCUAUUUUUAUCUGGGAGCAAGAUUAUAUCAAGAAUUCGGUUGGCGGAUUUACAAAAAGAUUGGUGCCGACCCAGAAAUUCGAAACAUGUAUCGAUGGUAUCAAAUCUUGUUGACAAUCCUGAAACUCGACAUUUUCUUUUUCCUUGGUUACUCCAUUCAAUAUUUGGUGCUGGUGCUCAAAAACAAUGACAGCGAAUUCCCAUUGACCAUCACCGCUCUCCCUUUGACGUGUCUGUUUCUGAUCCUCACUGUGUACGCUGUGCGACGCGAAUCGACACCGCUUGUAUUGUUGGUAUUUUUGGGUCUCGCAGCGGGCUGUGCAUAUUUCAUCUUCAAGAUUUGCCGCAUGUACCAACCCGAUCAGGAGUACAAAUACGUCUACGUGAAUGAAUUUCUCACAUUUUUCGCGAGCGUAUCCCUUUUGCUGGUGGUAUUGACCAUUAUCAACGUCGCCAUUUGUUGGCGGAAUUUCCACAAAGGGUUAAAACCUCACUUAUUACGCGAUCAUCGCACUUCUUCCCUGACCCAUAAUCCCGGUGAACGAACGUUAUCCUUGGAUUAGACGUUUUCUUUUUGCAUUCCCGCCGAGUAAGACCAAGUAGCCGAACAAGAACCAUCUCAUCUUUUCUUUUUUUUUCUGAUUUUUGCCACUACAUGUCUAUCCCUCUUCUUCUUCGUCUUGCCUAAUUUUUCAUCUUUGACGCGUUUCUUCUCCUUAGCUCUUCAACUUCUUUCUGUUUAUCUAUCUAUCUAUUCCCCUGUCUUUGUAUGCAUUUCAUUAUUUUUUUUACCCCAUGGCUUCCUUUUGCGUGUCGUUUGCGAACUGGUUUCAUGCGACAACAUUUCUUUUUUUCUUUAUAACAUCAGUUUUUCUUUU
This is a messenger RNA of Radiomyces spectabilis, 1515 nucleotides long. RefSeq lists its product as uncharacterized. The coding region runs from base 136 to 1200 and encodes 354 amino acids. NCBI's taxonomy places the organism in Eukaryota, Fungi, Mucoromycota, Mucoromycetes, Mucorales, Radiomycetaceae. The transcript has 9 exons. The record is from RefSeq and is a predicted model, not a curated record. Gene Ontology annotation, cellular component: Golgi apparatus.